Molecule: messenger RNA, 726 nt
Organism: Gastrolobium bilobum
Lineage: Eukaryota; Viridiplantae; Streptophyta; Magnoliopsida; Fabales; Fabaceae
Product: protein MAIN-LIKE 2-like
Exons: 2
Coding region: 1-726 (241 amino acids)
Biological process (GO): meristem maintenance; meristem development
Source: RefSeq, a predicted model, not a curated record
AUGACUGAGUUAUCAUCUUCAUCGGGUUCUGCAUCGGAUGUAGAGCCUACCGAUCCCAGCAUGUACAUCAUACCUGGGCCGUACAGAUGGGAGGUCCUUCGUAAGAGGACGCAGCGUGCUCAUAUUUCACAGCGAGUGUGGAAUACGGAGCAUGUCAGAAAAAUAAAGACCAGGUGUGGGAAGCCAUCUGGGGGGCCACCUACCGGCGUUAUCCCAGAGGUAGUCGCAGACUACCUGACACAGAUCGAUGCCCCUUUAAUUAGUGCUCUGGUGGAGAGGUGGAGACCAGAGACACAUAUUUUCCACAUGACACAAGGUGAGAUGAUUAUCACCUUGCAAGAUGUGGCAGGCAUAUUGGGCUUGCCUACUGACGGGGACGUCGUCACCGGAUCCACCUCUGAGGAUUUGCCCGCUGCUUGUGGGGCUGUAUUUGGGGCGGUUCCACAGCCAAAUGAGUUCCAUAAUUCAGGCGACUUGCGUAUCUCAUACAUAGAUCGGUUAUAUACUCGGUGGACUGAUCAUUCUGGGGAUCAUGAUGUCGAGAUCUAUUUCAUAAAGGAGCACAUUGCCAGGAUGUUGGGUUCUUGGUUGCUGGCGGACAAGUCUGGAGGCAGCAAUUUCGGUUGUCGGCUAGUCCCGAUGCUUGGGGAGGAUUUCAUGAUAUUUGCCAAUACAGCUGGGGAUCUGCGGUUCUGUCACACCUUUUCAGGAAUUUGUGUGAAUUGA